Messenger RNA from Galeopterus variegatus (Sunda flying lemur), 3250 nucleotides. RefSeq names its product KN motif and ankyrin repeat domains 2 (gene KANK2). The transcript is spliced from 11 exons. Lineage: Eukaryota; Metazoa; Chordata; Mammalia; Dermoptera; Cynocephalidae. Gene Ontology annotation, biological process: negative regulation of transcription by RNA polymerase II; negative regulation of G1/S transition of mitotic cell cycle; negative regulation of intracellular estrogen receptor signaling pathway. The record is from RefSeq and is a predicted model, not a curated record. Gene Ontology annotation, cellular component: cytoplasm. Gene Ontology annotation, molecular function: protein binding.
AUGGCCCAAGUCCUGCACGUGCCAGCCCCCUUCCCAGGGACCCCCGGCCCAGCCUCCCCACCCGCCUUCCCAGCCAAGGAGCCCGACCCGCCCUACUCCGUGGAGACUCCCUACGGCUACCGCCUCGACCUGGACUUCCUCAAAUACGUGGAUGACAUCGAGAAGGGCCACACGCUGCGACGUGUGGCCGUGCAGCGCCGCCCACGUCUGGGCUCGCUUCCCCGCGGCCCUGGCCCCUGGUGGACAUCCACCGAGUCGCUGUGCUCCAACGCCAGCGGGGACAGCCGCCACUCAGCCUACUCCUACUGUGGCCGUGGCUUCUACCCGCAGUACGGUGCCCUGGAGGCCCGCGGGGGCUUCAACCCGCGCGUCGAACGCACGUUGCUCGAUGCCCGGCGCCGCCUCGAGGACCAGGCGGCCGCGCCCACUGGCCUGGGCUCCCUGACUCCCAGCGCGGCUGGCUCCACCAACUCCUUGGUGGGUGUGGGGCUGCCACCCCCAACCCCACGCAGCUCAGGACUGUCCACGCCGGUGCCACCCAGCGCCGGGCACCUGGCCCAUGUGCGGGAGCAGAUGGCAGGUGCCCUGCGCAAGCUGCGGCAGCUGGAGGAGCAGGUAAAGCUGAUCCCCGUGCUCCAGGUAAAGCUGUCAGUGCUGCAGGAGGAAAAGCGACAGCUCACGGUGCAGCUCAAAAGCCAGAAGUUCCUGGGCCACCCUGCAGGGGCCCGGGGCCGCAGCGAGCUCUGCCUGGACCUCCCUGACCCCCCUGAGGACCCGGUGGCACUGGAGACCCGAAGCGUGGGCACCUGGGUCCGAGAGCGGGACUUGGGCAUGCCUGAUGGGGAAGCAGCCCUUGCCGCCAAGAUCGCUGUGCUGGAGACCCAGCUCAAAAAAGCACUACAGGAGCUGCAGGCAGCUCAGGCCCGGCAGGUUGACCCCCAGCCACAGGCCUAGCCACCGCCAGACAGCCCGGUCCGCGUGGACACUGUCCGGGUAGUGGAGGGGCCACGGGAGGUGGAGGUGGCAGCCAGCACAGCUGCUGGGGCCCCGGCACAGCGUGCCCAGAGUCUGGAGCCCUAUGGAGCAGGGCUGAGGGCCCUGGCGACAUCCGGCAGGGCAGAGAGCCCCGCUGUGUUCCGCAGCCAUGAGGUGGUGGAGACAAUGUGCCCUGUGCCCACGGCGACCACCGGUAACGUCCACGUGGUGAAGAAGAUCAGCAUCACAGACCGAAGCUGCGAUGCGCUGGCAGCAGGUCCCCCACAGGCCCUUGCAGAGUCGUCCUCAUCACCCACAGGGUCCACAGCGGCCUCGCUGGUGCAGCCUGAGAAGAACGCAGGCCAGGUGCCCGCCCACGAUGCCACCAACAGAGGGUCCACCAGGCAAGCAACCUCGCACAAAUCAGAGGAGGCUGGGGGUGCAGGUGGUCCCCAGGCAGGCGUGCGGUCCAUCAUGAAGCGGAAAGAGGAGCCCACAGACCCGGCGGCCCACCGGAGAAGCCUCCAGUUCGUGGGGGUCAAUGGCGGGUAUGAGUCCUCUGAAGACUCGAGCACGGCAGAGAACUUCUCAGACAACGACAGCACAGAGAACGAGGCCCCAGAGACGGAGGAGAGGGUUCCGAGUGUGGCCAAAGCCCCCCAGCUCAGGCCCACAGGGCCAGCCAUGGCCAAGACCAGCCAGCAGGAAUGCCAGCUGUCUAGGGAGUCUCAGCACAUGCCCACGGCUGAGGGGGCAUCAGGAUCAAACACGGAGGAGGAGAUCCGGAUGGAGCUGAGCCCCGACCUCAUCUCAGCCUGCUUGGCCCUGGAAAAGUACCUGGACAACCCCAACGCCCUCACCGAGCGGGAGCUGAAAGUGGCCUACACCACAGUGCUGCAGGAGUGGCUGCGCCUGGCCUGCCGCAGCGAUGCACACCCCGAGCUUGUGCGGCGCCACCUGGUCACGUUCCGGGCCAUGUCCGCGCGGCUGCUGGAAUAUGUGGUCAACAUCGCCGACAGCAAUGGCAACACGGCACUGCACUACUCUGUGUCUCACGCCAAUUUCCCUGUGGUGCGGCAGCUGCUCGACAGCGGCGUCUGCCAGGUGGACAAGCAGAACCGCGCUGGCUACAGCCCCAUUAUGCUCACGGCUCUGGCCACCCUGAAGACUCAGGAUGACAUCGAGACUGUUCUACAGCUCUUCCGGCUCGGAGACGUCAAUGCCAAAGCCAGCCAGGCAGGGCAGACAGCCCUGAUGCUGGCGGUCAGCCAUGGGCGGGUGGACGUGGUCAAAGCCCUGCUGGCCUGCGAGGCGGAUGUCAACGUGCAAGAUGAUGACGGUUCCACAGCGCUCAUGUGCGCCUGCGAGCACGGCCACAAGGAGAUCGCUGGGCUGCUGCUGGCCAUGCCCAGCUGCGACAUCUCGCUCACUGACCGCGACGGGAGCACGGCACUGAUGGUGGCCUUGGAUGCAGGGCAGAGUGAGAUCGCGUCCAUGCUGUACUCCCGCAUGAACAUCAAGUGCUCGUUUGCCCCGAUGUCAGAUGACGAGAGUCCUGCGUCGUCCUCUGCAGAAGAGUAGUCGUGAAGGGAGGCCAGAGGCGCCUCCCCGCGGGGGCCUGCCAGCCUCAGAGCGAACCGUCCCUUGUCCCCUCCCUGGCCUCUCUCCUCUCUGGCCACCCCCCAUCUCAGUCUCCAAACCCCAAGUCUCAAAGACAAGUGGGUUUUCCUUCUGCUUCCCCGGGGGAGCCCCGACAGCGACAGGACUCCAGCUGGAGGUGGCUUUUCCCGGCGCCCCAGUUCAAAGCAGCCGCAGCGCAGACCAAAGCGAAAUUCUUGUAUAAAUUGGCGCCAGUGGCUGAUGCUGGGCUGUGGGUUUUAUGAAAAACAUUGAGAACAAUCAGCCGGCAAUUAUGGAUGAGAAAGGCGAGGGGAAAAAAUACUGUAUUCUUGAAACAUUGUUGCAGGAGGGGGAGUCAUAUUAUUUGUUGCUACAUUUGAAAGUCACUGGAACCGUAUACCGUCUUUGCAUUGUAAUCCUGAAUCUUAUUACCCACGGGUCAUGUCUCAAGCGUUGCCCCCCACCCUUUCAGCCCCCACAUUUAAUUGUCCGGUAUAUAAUAGUGUUUUGUUCACUCCACCCCAGACGGCUCUCGGGGGAAUUUUCUGGUUGCCUCACAAAACUGAUCUGUCCCUGUCACCAGGAGCAGAAGCUUAGUCCUUUCUUCUGCCUUCUCGCUGCCAGUGCCAGUGUCGCCCCCAUUCAAGUGGGGGUC